AUGGCUAAAUUUUGCAUGAUUCGUUCAUGUGACUACAAAGUUGCCCUUGAACUCUGCAAAAUAGGAACAGAUAUUGAUCAACGCUUGCUACCACGUUAUGAUCCAGAGCUGGCAUUAUCAUUUGCACGAUUGGCAGAUAUUUACGAACAAAAUGGAGCUAUCGAACUUUCCGACGAGUAUUUUGCCAAAGCUCUGAAGGUAGAUCCUAGUGGAAAUGUUAUGUUCCCAUCAUCGAUUAUUGCUGCUCCUGGUGUCAUUUGGUUUCGAUGUCCAUGGUGUAAUCGUCGUAUAUGGAUUUAUAAGAUAUUUGACAUUUGUAAAAGAUCACUGUGUUUUCGUUGCUUACGUCAAACAUUAACAUGUCGCCGCUAA
Rotaria sp. Silwood1 is the source of this 372-nucleotide messenger RNA. NCBI's taxonomy places the organism in Eukaryota, Metazoa, Rotifera, Eurotatoria, Philodinida, Philodinidae. The record is from the annotation of a GenBank genome assembly.